UCUUCUCCACAAAAUAGAAUAAUCUUUAUUCUGAAACGAGUAAAAAUAAAUAGCACACGGUAUAUAUUAUAUUAUAUUAUACUUAUAUGAAGAAAAAUAGUAGAGAGAGUUCUCAAUCCUCAUCAAAGUCACCCUCUUUGCAAUACUUCUUGCUCUCUUAUAUUGCAGUGUGAGGAAUUUGGUGCUUUACUUUGGAUUUGGGAUUCUUUUUUACUUUCACACUUAAUCUUUGAAAACAAGAUCAGAAAUUUGAGAAUUUGGAAUUAGAUUCGUUGCUCUGAUUGGGGUUGGUGCCAAUGGUUUUAUUUUCUCCAUAGUUAAUAAAACCAUUGGUAACAUCACAAACUUAAGAACUCCUUCUUUAAGGCUUUUAGAUAGAUUUGUUGAGAGGUGAUGCAGCGAGUUCGAUUGUCCUCAGAACAAGCACCAGUGCACAAAUUAGGGGAGUCUCAGAUGACAUUGUCCCCAAAGUUUAGGUUAGCUGUGAUACCGCCUUCUUUCUUGAACCCUUCGUCGGAGUUAGAGUUGUCUUUGAGGGGAGAACCUUUAAUUCCAGGUCUUCCUGAUGAUGUUGCACUAAAUUGUCUACUUCGCCUUCCGGUUCAGAGUCACUCAGCUUGCAAAACCGUUUGUAAAAGAUGGCAUUUCCUUCUUGGGAGGAAAGAGCGAUUUUUCACUCGAAGAAAAGAAUUAGGCUUUAAAGAUCCUUGGCUCUUUGUUUUUGCUUUCCACAAGUGUACUGGAAAGAUUCAGUGGCAAGUUCUUGAUCUCACUUAUUUCUCUUGGCAUACUAUCCCUUCAAUGCCUUGUAAAGACAAGGUGUGUCCACAUGGAUUCAGAUGCAUUUCGAUUCCCCGAGAGGGGACUCUUUUUGUUUGUGGGGGUAUGGUUUCUGAUGUAGAUUGUCCCCUUGAUUUGGUUCUUAAGUACGAAAUGCAGAAAAAUCGCUGGACUGUAAUGAAUCGGAUGAUCACUGCUAGGUCUUUUUUCGCGAGUGGGGUGAUUAAUGGUAAGAUUUAUGUUGCUGGAGGAAACAGUGCAGAUCUUUUCGAGUUGAAUUCUGCUGAGGUUUUGGAUCCCAUGAAAGGAAUUUGGCAUUCGGUUGCUAACAUGGGAGCAAAUAUGGCUUCUUAUGAUGCUGCAGUUCUCAACGGGAAGCUUCUUGUUACUGAAGGCUGGUUGUGGCCUUUCUAUGUCUCUCCCCGAGGUCAAGUUUACGAUCCAAGAACUGACCACUGGGAAAGUAUGGCUGUUGGACUAAGGGAAGGAUGGACAGGUUCAAGUGUGGUGGUUUAUGGACACUUGUUUGUGGUCUCAGAGCUCGAAAGAAUGAAACUUAAGGUUUAUGAUUUAGAUACUGAUUCUUGGGAACCUAUUGAAGGACCUCCAUUACCAGAACAAAUAUGUAAACCUUUCGCUGUGAACGCCUGCGAUUGCAAGAUCUAUGUUGUUGGUCGAAACCUUCAUGUUGCGGUUGGACACAUCUCCAAACUUAACCAAAAGAGCAGCUCCGAGAAGUGGAAUUUCGGUGUAGAAUGGAAUGUGGUUGAUGCUCCUGAUUGUUUCUCUGACUUGACACCCUCAAGUUCUCAGGUUCUGUUUGCUUAGUAGAUAUUUUAUCUAAAUUUACCUUUUCAUAUUGUGAUAUAUAUAUAAAUAUAAAUAUACUUGAUCUUAAAUAAGCUGUAAUUAUACAAAAUAGUUGAUGUUGUAGAGUGCUAAUGUUCUGUGUGAAAGUCCUUCUUGUGGUUAUGUUAUAAUGUAUUUCAAUCUAAAUUACUUGUGCUAUUUUCUCAAA
Molecule: messenger RNA, 1798 nt
Organism: Cannabis sativa
Lineage: Eukaryota; Viridiplantae; Streptophyta; Magnoliopsida; Rosales; Cannabaceae
Product: F-box/kelch-repeat protein At1g30090
Exons: 2
Coding region: 394-1608 (404 amino acids)
Molecular function (GO): protein binding
Source: RefSeq, a predicted model, not a curated record